AUGAGGUGAUCUCGUGCACUGGCGUCCUCGUGCGGAGCGCCUAUAAGUACUAGGUGGAGACCGUCGCGCGCGCUGUAGACCUUCUGCGGGGAAUUCCGGCUGGAGCGGUCGGCGUCUUUUUGGGUGUUGCGUGCGAGCCUCCGGUCUUUUUUCCUUUUGCUCUUCAAUCCGUGCGGUCGUCAUGAAGACCAAGUUCUGUAACGGCGGCGAGGCCGACCCUUCCUCCCCUCUGGGCUUCCUGCUAGGAUGCGCCCCGGGUCCGGUAUUACCCCCCGCCCUCACUCAGUCGCCCACCUCGCCCCCGUCUUCUAACGCCGAUGCCGAAGUGAAGGAGCUGGGGCUCCGGGGCCAGGGCCACCAACAGCAGCAGCAGCAGCCGCCUCUUGUUCUGCCGCCCACCCCUCCAUCCCCGCCGACGGAGGAGCAGCCCGAUCCCCGCACCCGGCGCAAGGCGUAUCUGUGGUGCCGGGAGUUCUUGCGGGGGGCGUGGCGGGGGCUGCGGGAGGACCAGCUGCGCAUCACGCCCAUCAGAGGAGGACUGAGCAACAUGCUAUUCCAGUGUUCUUUGCCUGACACUAUAGAGACUGUUGCAGAUGAACCACGCACUGUUCUUCUUCGUUUAUAUGGUGCAAUUCUGCAAAUGAGGUCCUGUAAUAAAGGAGGAUCUGGACAGGCUCAAAAGGAGAAUGAUUUACAAGGUGCAGAAGCUGUUGUUCUGGAGAGUGUUAUGUUUGCCAUUCUUGCAGAAAGAGCUCUUGGACCAAAACUCUAUGGAAUCUUCCCACAAGGCCGUCUGGAGGAAUUCAUUCCUAGCAGAAAGUUGGAUACCGAAGAACUAAGCGUGCCAGAUAUAUCAGCAGAAAUAGCUGAAAAAAUGGCUAAAUUUCAUGGGAUGAAAAUGCCAUUUAAUAAAGAACCUAAGUGGCUCUUUGGAACCAUGGAGAAGUACUUGAACCAAGUCAUGAGAAUCAAGUUUACCAGAGAGUCACGUGUGAGAAAACUGAACAAGAUUCUCAGCUACAACUUGCCUCAAGAAAUGAAAAACUUAAGAUCUUUACUUGAAGCUACUCCAUCUCCAGUUGUGUUUUGUCAUAAUGACUGCCAAGAAGGAAAUAUCUUGCUUCUUGAUGGCAGAGAAGAUUCUGAAAAACAAAAGCUGAUGCUUAUUGACUUUGAAUACAGCAGUUACAAUUAUAGAGGGUUUGAUAUUGCUAAUCAUUUCUGUGAAUGGAUGUAUGACUAUGUGCAUGAAAAAUACCCAUUCUUCAAAGCGAACUUCAUGAACUAUCCCACGAAGAAGCAGCAGCUCCAUUUCAUAACCAGUUAUCUAGCUGCAUCUCAAAGUGGAUUUGAAAAUCUGAGCCAUGAAGAUAAGUCCAAAAUAGAAGAAGAUAUGGUUGAAAUAAACAGGUUUGCUCUUGCAUCUCAUAUCUUCUGGGGUCUGUGGUCCAUUAUACAGGCAAAGAUAUCAUCUAUUGAGUUUGGAUACAUGGACUAUGCACUCUCCAGAUUUGAUGCCUACUUUGAGCAGAAGAGGAAACUCAAAGUGUGAAGGUUGAAGACUGGACACUCAGUCACUGUAACUGUAUAAGGAAGGCAGCUGGGCAGAAAUUCCACUGUGCUUAGGCUACUGUAGUUGUAAUGAAGGUUUUUGCAAAUUCCAACUACUCGGAUGCAAUGCUGAAGACUGCACAAAAUGGCUGUUUACCUUUUUUUACAGUUUCAUAAGUCUCUGGAAUGCAAAUUGAUAGCUGAUGGAUAAUAUAACAGUGCAAUAUCAAAUGUUUUAAAUCUAGAAGGUAUUAUGAGGGAAACCUUGAGUGUUAAUGUGAACCAUCCUUAUUUCAAAAGCAAGAGUGUUAACUGUGGGUAUCUAUUUUUUUAACUAACAUAUUUUAUUGACAAUGCAUUAUAUAACUACCAAUUAAGGGGGAAGUUCCAAUUCAUUCUCAUUCAUAUUCUCUCUCUCUCUCUCUCCUCUCUCUCUCUCUCUCUCUGCUCUCUCUCUCUCUCUCUCCUCUCUCUCU
Molecule: messenger RNA, 2027 nt
Organism: Thamnophis elegans (Western terrestrial garter snake)
Lineage: Eukaryota; Metazoa; Chordata; Lepidosauria; Squamata; Natricidae
Gene: CHKA
Product: choline kinase alpha
Biological process (GO): CDP-choline pathway; phosphatidylethanolamine biosynthetic process
Cellular component (GO): cytoplasm
Molecular function (GO): choline kinase activity; ethanolamine kinase activity
Source: RefSeq, a predicted model, not a curated record